Molecule: messenger RNA, 9196 nt
Organism: Amoebophrya sp. A120
Lineage: Eukaryota; Dinophyceae; Syndiniales; Amoebophryaceae
Source: the annotation of a GenBank genome assembly
UGUUCAGAAAAUAUUUGAUAAUCAUGCGAUUCAAAAUUAUCCCGAACCAAAAAGUUAGCUGCAGUCAGAGUAGUCAGUGUUUCAGCCUGAGGUUGUUGUAGUAAGUCCAGGUUGUCGUGUCCUUGCUCCAAGGGUACUAGUCGAGGACUGUUUUUUCCAUCCAGUUUGUUGAGUGUUUUUAUAAAGCAGGGCAAACGCACAAACCUUCCAUCGUUGUCCUAUCUUUUGCUUUUCAACAGCUGCGAAGUAAAUUGCCACACAGAUUUUCUACCCGUGCCUGUUGCGUGCUGUUGUGCCGGGCCGGCGGGAGAGCCACCUCAUCUACAAGUGGCUCGUGCGCCGUGUGGAAAACUACAGCAGCAACGACUCCUUACUGCGGGACCCGCGAAACCACCGGAAUUUUCUACGACACAUCCUCAGCUGCAGAAACAACUACUUCUCGAGGACCUUCUGCAGUAGAUCUGCAUCUCGUCCUUGUCCAGCAGAUAAUUUCUAAGGAUACCCAGUAUCAACGAUGUACUGAAGAUUGAUGUGUCAAACCAGCAAACUUCUUUACCAACAGAUUCUCAUCCUUGUGUAAGUACAACGACGAGAAACUACAGAACGACGACCACGAUUGCGAAAUGUAAAGACGAGAAAUAAAUUUACCACAAACCAAGUUUUAUUCAAAGGAGAAGACGAAGAGCAGUUGCAGUACAAGCAGCGACGAUCAAGAUCAAGAUGCUUGCAGCAGUCUGAAAUUAUUUUGUGCGAGCACAUCGAGAGGACUACACUUCCUUGAAGGACCAUAGUACAACCAAGGACAAGGAGAACACCAGAAAUUAUAGGGGGGACAACUCCCUACUCACACGCUUUUUGGACAGGAUUAGCAUAGAAGAGGCGAACAACACGGAAAAGAUGGAAGCGGAGGACUUCCUGGACGAUAACGAAGAACACGGGGUCGGUGGUUCUCCUGCUUUACUUUAUCCCGCAAACAAAAUGACAACUAAGCCCACGAUGAGAAACUACAAGCAGCAGCUGCAGCAUGAGAGCUGUGGUUCUGCUGCAGAUUCUGAUGAAAAUAAGUGUCAAGACCACGUCAACAAGGAGGCGGACCACCAGCACGCUUCCCAUCAGCAGCUGUUCGACGGUUCCUCCCCCUCGACUUACCUUCCGUCGGAGGGCGCUGCGUCGCCGCCCGAUGACCACUACACUUCGUUCGGCGGUUUUUACAAUAACCACCAUAGCAUGUCGGGGUUUUGCAGCUCGCCAGAGGACCAACACCAUCAACUGUACUUCGGAGCGUACCAAAAUGAUCCGAAUACUGGAGGAGAUGAAACUGGGGCACCGUGCCACUUUUUAUCUUCUUUCGAGCAGCGGAAGCAAACCUCGGUGACCAGCAUCACGAACACCGGGGCAUCAACCACGUGUGAGAACAACGAUGACAGUACCAACAGGGUGAGCGAGCAGUUGUCUGACUGUGCGACCCUGAUGAACGGCGGUUUUGGUGGUUGCAACAACACAGCGGGAGAGCAUGACCAAGACGGUGGCUCUACGGUGAACGACGUGUCUAGAGCUUCAGUGGAAGUGUUGAAUCACAGCACGGUGCUAAACGACCUGAACGUCGCUAGGGUGUUGUCAUGCUCACCGCUGGUAAAAACGACGACGAGCAACAAUGCCGGCGAGAGAGACGAGGAGGAAGAGGCGAACAUAAAGCGGCAACAGGACAUUCUGGAGUACAACAAAAUCAUGAACAUCAACGACCAACGGGAUCAUAGUUCUUGCGGUAGUUCUGUCAACAAAAACCACCCCAGCAACAGCCUGAAAAACACGCCCACCUCCAUCUUCGAUGAAUUAGAGCCCGCGCCGAAGCAGCAGUCUUCGCCCAGUUUGCUACCGCCGCCGCCAGCCCGGCCACCGUGCCUGGAUUUGAAACUGCUGAAGGAGCAAAACGAGCGGCAUGCCUUGAACAUGAGCGGGGGGAGGCGGUCAGGAGGGAACAAGAACGUGACCGGUGACGUGAUUAACACGACUGUAAGUGAGGACCGUUUGAUGUUACCGAGAGCGGGAACGACUUCAAACGCCGGUGGUCCGCAGGAUUUCUGGCGUCAGGAACAACGACAGCAGGGGCAGUACACCAACUUCGGGUUUUCCGCGGAGAACGAAAUUUACGAGCAGAACUUGCAACAGGUAGCCAACGAAAUUUACCAGAACGGGAACUACAGCACUCUGGGGAGAGUCGAUUCCGCGUGCAAUGGAAGCGGUGGUGGUGGUGGUGCUGUGAAGCAGGGGACAGGUAGGUUUGGUGGCAUUUGAGUAAGUAGUACUCUCGGUUCUGAGUGUCAUUUUUACGGCGUGAUGAUGCUUGUGUUGCGCAUUAAGAAGUACUAUACUCUUAUCACAUUCACAUCCACACUACGCCGCGUAAGCGUAUUGAGCAUGACAAAAUUGUACUUUUAACUCAGGCCCCCUUCCCCGUGCGGCGACCGCAAACAGCAAUAACACUCGUAGUGAUUACUUCGGGUCUCCGGAUAGCGCCGACCGGGCGGCCGGACCCUCCUUGAACUACAAUCGGUUGAAGACUCUGAUAGGAUCCCAACGGCAGCGGACUUUGCAGGCGCAGUAUAGAAUAUAGGAUUUUAUUGGAGCUUCGGUUUCUCUGCAGCAGCAUCUUGUGACAACUCUGUACAACUUGCGCUGGCAUGCCGAAACAUUGUUCGGCUAUGGAAACUGCUUCAACAUACCCCCAUUCAGCGUGGAUGUCGUGCAUGACCAACCUAAAAUAAAACUCAUCAGGAACCAGCAGCGCCAGCAAAACUCGGCGAGUCGCAGCUCCCCUGGUUUACGUUUCGUCGCGGCCAAGGACGUCCUUCCGACGAGUCAAAGUGCGGUACUGCAUAUUCGCAGCAGUAGGAACAACAGCCGUAGAUCCUCGCCGGCGCAAGAAUCGGAGCAAAUUUCGUCCAUCGCGCUUCCCAGUUCUGAUGGCAGCUUCGCAAUUCCGACGCCCGGAGCGGCUUUUCAAUCCUGUUCGGCCGAGGUAAGAAGUUGUUUUGCCGUAUUUCGGUUUGUCACGCGGCCGGAUUGUGUCAUGAGUCCCAUUGUGUGUUGGACGAGUAGCGGAAGAAACAAGUAUAUAGCACCCUAAACCCUAAUCUUCUAUCUUGUUGUUGUUUAUCAUCACAAAUAUGAAACAGUCCUCCAACCUGAUUUCCCGUUCCUUUACCACGAUUUCAUCCGAGUCGCGCGAUGACAGCGGGUCGUUGACCGUGGAAAAUCCCAAUUGCAACCACAACGCCCCAGCGAAGAAUCAAACCACGAACCCAACCUCCAAGCAGCCGCCAACUAUUCCAGAGCGGUCCUGGGGUUCUGAUUUGCAACCGACGAAGUUGACCUACAGUCCUGUCUGGGGAUCGGAGAUGCAGCCGACGAAGCUGUUUUACAGCAACUCUGACAACAAUUCCAAGACGAGUUCUUCCAACGAGGAAAUUAUGAACCCGCAGCACGACUACACUGAAGAAACGCCGCACAACGCAAGUCAGCUGAUCAAGAAGACGCGGCAGGCCAUUCUGCGGCACCAGCAGGAAAACGGGAAAAACGGGGGGUUGUGUACGUCUUUGUUCAAGCAGGAGUUAGCUGCGGAGGGUGGUGGUGCAACGGUCGCUGCUGGCGCGAGCUGCCGCUCGUCUUUGGAGUCGCUGGAAUCAACUGGGCAGGUAGGGAGGUUCUUUAUUGUGCUAAUGGCAUUCUUUAGUUUCGGGGGACGUUCGUUCAUCUUGUUCAUCCAAUGCGGGUGCCUGCAUGCCGAGGCACUCGUCGCCAGGUUCUGCUUCAGAAUGAAAAUUAAAGAUGAUGACAAACACCGCCUCAACUUAACAACCAGGCACAGUCAGCGUCGACAGCCUACAGUGGAGCGGCCAGCCAGCAACCGCUAUCCUAUGUAAAAACGUCCCCACCCCAUAGUCAAGAUGGGGGAUUGGCUAGACAAAUCCACAAGUUUUGGCUGUCUUGCAUGACAGAUUUGGACUCGUAGCGUAGUGCUGUUUGAGCUAGCUCAGCAGCAUCACAGACCUAGUAUAUCAUGCUGAUUGGAGCAUGACAAAUUGCAAAACACGAUUGGAAAAUGCUUCUCAUGGGGCUCCGCAUGAGAAACAAUUUCAGCACUCAGAUUUGCAAUACAACCGUGGCGUGGGGACGUUUUUACAUAGGAUAACCGCAUCACCAUCAUCCGCAGUGCUGGGGUAGUACUACUGCUGGCGCACAUCCUCCAACCGGAGUGGUCACUCAACAUCCGCCGAGCACGUCUCCGCUGUCUUCCCCCGGAGCCGCGGCGUAUUGGACCAAUCCCGGCGGUGAUACCACCGCGGAUCAACACGGCUACACCGAUUUCAACUACGACUUCCCGGGGAAUCUGACCUACAGUUACAACGCUUGUUCGACGACCCAAGGAGCUGGAUCUUUCCACCCGUCGCCCUGUCCGUCGCCCAUUACGAAUGUGUCGGCCGCGGCAAGUAUGGAAGCGUCAGGUUUGAAAUCGUCAAAGUUGAAACAAAUUGCAAUGCAGAAAAUGCAUGACGCGAGGUGCGUGUGUUGCAGAGCAGGCAAGUGAGGCCGAUUGUAAGCCUGUUUGGGGUUAGAGCUCGAGCUGCUAAAGUAGCAUGAGAAAAUCCCUCUUCUUUGCCUAAACAGCAUGACAAACUGGAUUUAAGGACCACCGAAAUUUGUCAUGCGCCACUUAGAAACUGGGUUCCAACGAACUGGCAUCCAUUUCAUGCAUGACAAAUCAUUUCAACUUUGUCAAUUUCAAUCCUGACAGUUCCAUAGCAAGCGGACUGCACCAACAAGAGCUCUACUACAACAUGUCGCCGCAAACUGCGUUGAGCAUCAGCAACCGGUCGAACAUUUCCGCUUCUAAAAUUUUGGAACAACACCAGCAGCACACGACGGCGCUGCAGCAGCGAAGUUCAACAUCGGGUAGUAACAAAAACCUCGCGCUGCAGAAACUGAGCCACAGUUGUCAGCAUGCCAGCGGGGGCAAUAUUAUCGCAGGAUCUUCGUCCACAAGUUGUUCCAAUCCGCAAGGAAAAAUAAAUGGCGCCGGGUCCUCGAAUCACAACAUCAACAGCAUUAACAUGAACAGCAAACAGCCCAACUUCCUGAAGGGGUUGCAGCGGUACCAGCAAAUUUUGAACCCGGGCCCGGGAUCCUUCUCGCAAUUGCACGAGGUGAUCCAGGAACAAAUUUCCGUUUACCAGAAGAAAAACAAAAUGCAAUCGCACCGGAAGUUGGACACGAAUGGGAUUUUGCACGUGACUAGUUUUCUCAUUAACAAAUACUUCCACAAAAUCAACCCGGACAUCUCGAAGGAACAGUGCUGGGAGAUGCUGUGGCAGAUCGUGGACUACCAGGAGCGGCACAACAUCCCGUCAAACAGCCGGAUCUGGUGCAUGAUGUGUUCCGCAUUCGAGCGGUACCGCCCCAACAAUCUGCCAUUUCAGCAGUCGGUCCUGGAGCACUACUACCCGGUGUUUUUGCGGCAGUUCUACACGUUCACCAGUCCGCAGACGGGGUACUACAUAUGCACUGCAAAAGUAUCGCGCUCGUACUAAUUGCAGUGAUGCAUAUACAAAUCUCUUUUUCAAAGCAAAUCAGCAUUACAAAUUCAACUUGUAAUGCUGGGGAAAUUUGUAAUGCAAUUUAUACUAGUAGUGCGAUACUUAUACUUUGCAUUGCAUACUACAACGCGCACAGCGACGCGGCGCUGAUGUAUCGAGGGAAAAGUUGAUGUUGGGGAUGCUGGACAAGUCAAAUGGAUUGUGAUUCGCUUAUUUAGAAGUAGUACAAGAAUAAGAACGGGUGGUGCGUCCAUGGCGGCCUAAAGAGAGGAUUAAUAUGCAUUUGGUCGUACAGGCUUACAAGUGGUGCCAUCCCUUCAAGCAAGAAGCGGUGAAUGCAAAUCUUGUAUACUUAAUUCUGUCACGUUCUAGCCUCAAGGUCAAGAUUUUCCCAACAUACCGCCCGCCUGAUGUGCUUUUGCGGAUACGUGAGCGAUGCGCAUGAAUUGCUGGCCAACAGAAGAUUUGCUUACAAGAUCGGUAUAGCGUAUUUAAGUAAUUUUUUAUUAGCAUUCGUUUUCGUUCCGAAAGCUCUUUCCUCCAACUUGUUCACAGGGUUUUGAUAUGCAUGGGCUGUGCAUCAUGUACAAUACCUAGAAAAAAACAAUUAUUCGCAAACCAGAAAAUAAAUCCACACCCAAAACUACCGACUCCAGGUUCCACGAACUUCCAGUUCCGGUUUCUGCUUUUCCAGGCCCUUCUGGAUUUCGCGAAAGUGCACUACAAAACGCAUUUAACGAACUACAGCCGGUCGGGACAGGAUGCUUACCAAUUGGAACAGAAGUGCCAGAAGAUCGAGCUCGACGUGCGGAAAUGGAUCGAGGAGGACGGAAUUGACAACGUGGACGACAUCUCGAUUGGCAAGACCAUCGAACGUAUGAAAUGCAAAAGCAUCUCACUAGUAUAAAAUAAAUCGCAUGACAAAUUUCCACAGCAUGAGAAAUAAAAUUUGUAAUGCGGAUUUAACUUCAGAGAGAAAUUUGUAAUGCAUGGCUGCGAUUACUACGAGUACGAUACUUUUGCACAGGAUAGAACGCGACCCGAAAAAACAGAUUCACUACUGCGGCGUCAGGGCUGAGGUAAAAGGAGUUUGUAAUGCACGUUGACAAGCAUGCGCAUGCUCAUGCAGUAGCGAUUUAUUUCGGGGUUGCAUCAAUGCAUGACAAAUCAUGAAGAUGUGUAUUUUUUUUGACCUCGUCAAACAACCUUCAGAACGCCACGCACUCGCGGCAGCGUUCCUCGUGGCAGCAGCAACAGGACCAGCAGCAUCAGCGUGCGGGCAACCACGGCAGAACGUCUUCCAGCACCAGCAACAAUACGUCUUGCGCAAGCAGCGAAAAAUCUUUUUCUAACAGCAGCGACGAGAAAAGUUCCGAUGCCUCCACCGGACCGGGGAAGGUGCGACAGAACACGUCGUGCCCUGAUGUUGGAACGGUGGCGGGGGUAUGGAUUGCAAAAAUGUCUGGGUCUGGAAACAUGUAAAUUUCUCAUGCGUAUUUGAGACCAGAAAAAAAUCUGUCAUCCAUGGACCGCAAAAGUUGCUCAUUUCUUGCUACCAAAAGAGGGAACUUUGUCAUGCGGAUUACUUAGGCAUCGCCUAACGUAACCUACUCAAAACCUGUGUUGCUAGGACUUGCAUGCUAGACCUUCUGUGUCAUGCACAAACAGCAUCACACUCUUCCAGACCCAGACAUAUUUGCAUUUCAUUGGGGGAGGAAGGGGGUGCUGCGUCUUCUUCCGCUGCAGCGUCGUCUUUGUCGCCGGGGAAAUGAAACUAUUCUUGAAUGGUGCUACUUCUACUGAUUAGGGUUACAGUGAAAAAAAUGUAGAUGAAAUGAAAAAAUAUUGAUUAUGCUGGUCGCAACAUUACCACUAUCACGACGAGGGUGAAAUAAUGUUUACGCAUCAUUUCUUCGUGCUAAAAAGCACCAUAGUUCUUUCAUCUUUUCUUCGGGUGACCAAGCAGAUUGACUAUUCGUUCUUCAUGACCUCCUCGUCUAAGCAAUAAUGCCUGUCUGUAUGGAAAACGAAAAACUUCAAAAACAUUAUAUAUUGGUAGUGCAAGAUCAAGGCAAUUCGUUCUUCUUCAGUACUAUCGUACAAGAUUUAUUUGUAUCUCCUAUGUGACUCAGUUGUCCUAUGAGUUCUUCCUAGCUACUAGCUCAAAGUGACGUCUACUUUGGUCGUUCACAUUGUACUCACACUGACUGAACGUAAAAAUUCAAAAUUGAUAGCUUCAAAGCUUCUGUUGUAACAUAAAAUAUAUUCUAGUUCUCGUUUAGCAUUAAAUCUGUACGCACUUGGGCAGCUGAAGAUAACUCUUUUUACAAAAUUCCAAGAAUCAUAAACUUCUUAAACAUUAACAUCAAUCUCUCUACUGCUAUAGUCUGGACUAGAGCACGAUCAAAUCAGCUUUUUUUGUACAUCAUUGACGUUCAGAAAUUGUUACUUUUCACAGACACACUACCUAGCAAUUUUUUACUAAUGGCAGUCUGCUUAAAACUUGUACCACAGAAAGAAACACGUUGGCAGCUUUUUGGUUCGAAAUUGAACAGGAAAUUGAGUACUACGUAGCGGUUAUUUUUAGAUACAGUAAAAGUUUUAUUUUCUUGACAAAAUCCCUGUUCAUAGCAUGUUCACCAUGACGUAGUCUUUUGGAUAGAAGAUUCAAAUUUUGUGCAAACAGAAAAACUCACUAACUUCGAAAACUCUGCAAAAUUCAAAACAAUUAUACAGCCUCUUCGUCCACCUCCCAGGCAAUCACUGUUAAGUGUUUCUAGUUUUUUACAACCUAGUUGCUUGGUGCAUCGCGUUUUGGAUGAAAUUUGUGGCACCUCAUCAUGACGAGAUUUUUUUAGAUUGCAGAAAAAAUGACUGUGUGCACAGUGAGUACUAGCAGAAAAGCAGAAUACGUCUCUUCCGUCGAAUCACUGAAUUUUCAUAUUCAUCAUGUACUUGUACUACAUUAAUCUACAUUUUCAUCAGGCACGAAGGAGGUGAAUAAGAGAAAGAUCCCCGUACUAGACAGCGGUGGCGAGUCAAACUCUAUGGCUAAGACAGUAAGAUGAAUGAGCGCAACCCGUUCGGUAUCGUGUCUGCAGAUUCUACCAAGCGGGUAUGGGCACUGACCUUCCGUAUAAUCAACAAGGAAAAUGAAAAUAUGAGAAGUGUAGUAGAGGCUGCAGCGGGGCGACAGUUAGAUGCCAGGUGGUUCUUGUCGCCUCGGUGUCUGUUGUCGCUCUGUUUCUCAAAAUUACCAGCGUAGCUGCACACUACGAAUAUGCAAAGUUCCACACUAAUUUUAUGAUAUUCGACGCAUGAAGAACAAGAAGAAGAAGAGUUCAAAAAUUUUGCUCCAAGAAGGUGAAAGCGAUGCUUUCUACCUAAGUCAUGAUCUUCACCUCUGCUAAAACUAAAACUCGAACAAAUCUAUCUUUCAACAAAACUGUUGACUGAGUUGCACGUUUACACAAUAAGAAGAAGUUUGUCUGACAAACGUAGAACAGCAAAAUCUAUCCAGGAUUUCUCUCUCAUGGAAAACAACAUGUUUCUUUUGUAUUAACGAGUUUAUUUCAAUUUCAGUACAGUAUCUAUUGCUAUCG